UGCACUGUACACAUUACAUAUUUCUAGCAAACAUGAAAAUGAACAAAACAAGGAGUCUAGAUAAGCGGAGAUAAAUUGGAGCCAGUUUAUUACUAAAUACAGUGUAAAAUGGACAGAGCUUUCAAUUGGUGCCUCUCUAGACUCUUCCCCCGUGUCUGUUUUUGACUACUGGAACCACAUAUAGUGAAAAAUUAAACGACUAGAAUAGUGGGACAAUUAUUUGGUAGAGAUCCAAAAGCAAUUGUGUUCAGAGUGAUGUUUAAACCAAUGUCAGGGAAGGCAAAUACCUGGCUCAAUGCCAGCACCUUUGUAAAGCAUAUUAGCUCAGAUGAAAAGUUAGACUCCGAGGCAGAAAGAGAGAGCCAAAGAGCUCCUGGUGCUUAUACUCACCUUGCUUGUGUUUUCUUCUGGGCUGGGAUUAGCUGGAUACAUGCAUGGUUGCAUAACGUGGCUGAGGAGUACACUUUUGCCAAAUGUUUCCACUAGAUUUCUGCUCCCUUUCCAGGUGGACAGCCGGCUGCUGAUUCCUCUUCAAGCACGGAACCUAGAUAAUGCGACGACGUGUUCACUGCCAGUGACAAUGACCAUGACCCUUCACACAAAAAGCUCUGGGGUUGCCUUAUUGCACCAAAUACAAGGCAAUGAAUUGGAGCCUCUCAGCAGACCACAGCUAAAGAUUCCUUUGGAACGACCGAUCAGCGAAAUGUACGUGGACAGCAGCAAGCCUGGGGGGUUUAACUACCCAGACGGUGCUGCCUACGAUUUUUCCACUGCCGCUCCAGUGUACAGCUCAACCAGCCUCAGUUAUGCCCCUGCAAGCGAAUCAUUUGGCACCAGCAGCCUGGGAGGAUUUCAUUCCCUGAACAAUGUUCCCCCAAGCCCUGUUGUCUUUUUACAGUCGGCUCCACAACUUUCGCCUUUUAUUCAUCACCACAGCCAACAGGUACCUUAUUACCUUGAGAAUGAAGCAACCAGCUUUGCCAUGAGAGAAGCUGCCCCAACAGCGUUCUACAGGCCUGGCUCGGAGACCAGACGUCACAAUGGCAGAGAGCGAAUGACUAGCACCAAUGAAAGGGGAAACCUGUCUAUGGAGUCUACCAAGGAGACCCGCUAUUGUGCUGUUUGCAAUGAUUAUGCCUCUGGCUACCAUUAUGGGGUUUGGUCCUGCGAGGGCUGCAAAGCCUUUUUUAAAAGGAGCAUUCAAG
This is a messenger RNA of Thamnophis sirtalis, 1205 nucleotides long. Lineage: Eukaryota; Metazoa; Chordata; Lepidosauria; Squamata; Natricidae. The record is from RefSeq and is a predicted model, not a curated record.